Apis mellifera (honey bee) is the source of this 4241-nucleotide messenger RNA. RefSeq names its product serum response factor homolog (gene bs). NCBI's taxonomy places the organism in Eukaryota, Metazoa, Arthropoda, Insecta, Hymenoptera, Apidae. The record is from RefSeq and is a predicted model, not a curated record. Gene Ontology annotation, biological process: positive regulation of transcription by RNA polymerase II. Gene Ontology annotation, molecular function: RNA polymerase II cis-regulatory region sequence-specific DNA binding; protein dimerization activity; DNA-binding transcription factor activity, RNA polymerase II-specific. The transcript has 5 exons. Bases 206 to 1351 code for a protein of 381 amino acids.
AAACAUACGGAGGCACCGUGUUAGCACGUAGGUCAAGUUACGAUACUCUGCGCGCAUUCAGUUCGCGGGGAGCGCUCGUGCAGUGCGCGUUGUUGUCCCGUGUUCCUCUAGAUGGUUGAUCACGUGGGAAACAUUGCGCCGAGUUUUCGCGAUUCCGUGGCGGAGAAGGGCCGAGGGAAAGGGAAUAAAUGUGUGCGAGUCCGUAAUGGACAACCCUAGCGGCGGAAGAGAUAGUCGGUACGCAAGUCUUGGAUACAGCAUGGGGAUGAUAGGCAGCGACGCUGGCUCGGAAAUGUACGGCCGACCGUCCACCUCCCAACUUACUUCUCAAAUAAGCCGCGGUGGCGCCACCAUGAUGGCCGCGGCAGCCGCUGCAGGCGCACCGAACGCCGGCGUGGGAUCUGUACAAAGGGGUAUCAAGAGGACCACUUCGGACGUUUGUUACGAUGACAGCAAUGCACGGCAAGCUCUUUCGCAACAACAAGGCAUGUCAAUGUCUACUGAUUGUGUUCCUGAUAAUCUUGAGGAAUCAUUUACAAGUUUGGGUCAACCGAAAAAGUCACCUCCCUCAAAUGGUAAAAAGACCAAAGGACGGGUCAAAAUUAAAAUGGAGUACAUCGAUAAUAAACUACGAAGGUACACUACCUUCUCCAAGAGGAAAACUGGAAUUAUGAAGAAGGCGUACGAGCUGUCGACAUUGACAGGUACACAAGUGAUGCUGCUCGUGGCAAGCGAGACCGGCCACGUGUACACAUUCGCGACACGGAAACUGCAGCCGAUGAUAACGAGCGAAGCCGGGAAAGCGUUGAUCCAAACCUGCCUGAACAGCCCGGACCCGCCCGCCUCCGGUUCCUCCGGCGACCAGAGGAUGUCCGCGACCGGGUUCGAGGAGACAGAAUUGACCUACAACAUAGCCGACGACGAGCAGAAAGAAGACGGCACUUCACCUAGGUCGGACGUGUGCGCGAAUGAAAGCGACGGAGACACCAGUGAUGGCGAUUCUCCCGUGUCGAAGGAUCUCUCGAAAAAUCACUCGGGUAUAAUGUACCAGAUGCCACAGACAGUGAUUUACUCGCCGAGUCCAGGGGUUCUACUCGGUAUCGGUCAAAAUGGCCAGCCGGUGCAAAUAUCUCAAGAAGGAGGCACGGUUGCCCCGGUUAACACGACCCAGAGCAAUCAACAGCCGUUCAUCACGAUACCGUUGAACGUGGCGAUGAGCGCCGCCGGAUUGUCGCUUCCGGUCACUUCCAGGAUGAAUCUAUCUCCGUCGCCUCGUUCACCGACGACCACGGCAACGGCUACCGCGUCCAACUGCGAGCUGCCAUCGGAUCUGAGCAAAGAUCGUGAGUGAUAUAUCGUGGAUCGAGCCUCGAAAUUAAGAAAAAACCCUCCUCGCGAUACCCGGUCGCUCGCAACUGAAACGCUUCACCCGAACCCGAGAUUGGACCGGCCAUCUUUCUUCCGAUCCAAUCGUUUCGAGGUUGAAUCGUAUCGAGAGAACUCGAAAAUCGUCGAGAGAUCGAGGGAGAAGCGUUCACGCGAUGUUCCCGACGAAUGUUCGUGCGAUUGGUAUACGGUGUUGGAAUUAUGGCUGCCAAAUUCGAUGCUCAACAAAGGAUGGCAAACGAGCCCAUCGAACUUUUGAUACGAACGUUUGUUGCAAAAAACUUGAGGCGAGGGUUUAUAUACACAAUGAUUUGAUAUCGGUUAGAAUUUUCUUUCUUCUGGCGUGUGAACCGUGUCCAACGGGAAUUUUUAUUAAAGCUGUAGCUUAUCUCUUCGUGGAUCAUUGCGCGUCAUUUGAUUUCUCUCGAAGAAGUUAUUUGUAUUAUGUUGGCGAAAAAUUUCUAUUGGACGCGAUUGUUAUGCAUUCUGUGGAUAUAAUUACACGAGUUAAUAUUCUUUUUUUUUUUUUUAGCGAGAUAAUAAAUAAUUUGAUCUUUGAUCAGACAUGAAUCAAUUUGUUGUCAUUUUAAAGAAGAUAAAAAUUUUAUUUACGGUAAUAUCGCGGUAAUUUCGUUCAACUUUGUGUGUGAAAAUGCAAAUAUUUAAGAAAUAGAAAUCUAAAAGCGUUGAUUUAUAUUAAAUAUCGAUAAAACGUUAAAGAAAUUUCGCUGUCAGUUUAGAAAUUUAUUGAUACAAAAUGAAUCUUAAAAUUCCCUUUUCUACUUUUUGUAUUUUCAAUAAACAAAAAUGACUCUUGUAUAAAAUUGAAACUUUUAUAUCUUCUUUACAUUCAUCGUAACGUUUCAACGCUUUUGCGAGCAUGAAGGUUUGAAGUGAACAUUUUCUCCGAUAUUACCGAUAUUCUUAUUCUCUAAUAUUCGUUUAUUAUCGUACGAGUUUAUCGAAAAAUCUCGAACUUUUAUCGACAUCCUCUUUUGCACUCGCGAUAACCGACGGCAAUAUACGUUUCGAUGCGAAGAAGCUCGCCGCCAUCAUCUCGAGAUGAUGUUAAAGGAUAUUAAAAUUAAAAAAUCUUAUCCAUCUUUAUUUUCUUCCAGAGAAAUAGAAGGAUACAAUGUUCUCUAUAAUAUUUACACGAAUAUUAUCCGUGGAUAAUCGUAUCUGAAUAAGAUCAUAAUAAUUGUGAUCGUAUUCACGAUUACAAUCACAAAAUUGAUCAUUUUUUUAUUACGAGCUUCUUAAUUUUUAAAAGUUACCAAUUGUAUAUCGAAAAAAUAAAUGAAUAUUGCUAUUAAUCGAGUGCAAAGGUGGAGAAGGAUUUGUGGAUUUUUAUUCAUACGUACGAUUUUAUACCUACGAUGUAAAUUAAAAUUAAUUCGAGAUAGGUUGUGGUAUGAUAUAUAUAUAAUAAUCAAUGCGAAUUAUAUAUAUAUAUAUAUAUAUAUAUAUAUUUUUCAUUAAUGCUGGGCUUCGUUUGGCCGGCAUUUAAUCGAUACUGGUGCAAUACUAGUCGAACGUUCUGUCCGAUAUAUAAUUGUUCCACGAAACAACUGUUUGUACUUUCCUCGUAGAAUUCACCCUUUUCCAGAGAUAUUCAAUGUUUCGUUGAUUAUUAAUUAAAGAGAUUCGUGAAAGGGAUCACGAUAUUUUUUCAACGUUAACAUAAAAUGAGUAGAGUCGUUUAGAGAUUGGCGAAUGAGUCGUAUUUGGGCGCACAAUUGUUGUGAAAAUUGAACGAUAGUAAUUAUGAGAUUAAAUUAAAGCAACGAUGAAAGAUCGAAAAAUUUUUGCGGUGAUAUAUUUUAUAAACGAUCCGAAUUUUCUAUGUCCUCGAAGUGUAUUGAAUAAUUCGAACGUCGUUUCGAACUCCAGUUUCGAUCAGAGACAAAAAUCGAUCUCACGAUUACAAGAACAACUUUGAACAAAAGAGACAAUUGGUAUGAAGAAAUUCUUUAUAAAUAUUUUUUUAAAGAAAAGAAUUGGAAAAAUGAUUUGAAAAUACGUUAGGUGUAUAUUAUAGAAAUAAGCAUAUCGUUACUUUAUUCAGAGACUGGAAUUCUAAAACGAAAUUAUUCGUAGAAUGAUGGAUCGUUAUGGAAUGAAACGUUUAUGGAAUUAAUUGUUCGAUGUGGUACCAUUCGAUUGCAACAAUUUGUUCAAUCCUAAAAAAAAAAUGAAAGUUCAAAUUGUUCGAUAAUUGUUUUUAAAGUAUGAAAGAAUAGGUAAAAGUUAUCGAAGAUGAUGAUUCGUGGGACGACGAUGACUUCUCAAUCGUACAGGGUGCUUUUAAAAUAUAAUCUAUAAGCUGGCGUUAUCGUUUUUUUGGACUCUAUAGGGGAGAGAAACUAUUAGAAUAUAUUUUUUAACACGGAAGUGCGAUUAACUAAUUGGUUUAUUCCGAUUGCACGUUAAAUUUGACCGAAAACCGUUUUUUUUUUUUUAUUUAUUUAGCUUUUAUUUCGGGCAAUAUAAGGAGAAUACAUGUACGUACGAUGUAUUCGUGAUGAUAAUGCAAAUUGCAUGGAAAUUUCUUGAAUUCUUUGUAAAUUAGUUAUACGUAUAAUGACAUAGGUAAUAAUAAUAAUAAUAAUAAUAGGUACCCACAUAUUUCGAAAUCGAUAUAAUCGGAUAUAAUUAACCAAAUUGUUCAAUUGGUCAGUGAUAAUGUUGGCAAUCGUAAUUGUUUGUUUAUACGAUUAUGAUGAUUAAUAAUUAACCGUAAAAAUAGUAAUAAGCACGCAUUAUUUGUCAGCCAAGUUGAUUUAACAGUAUUUUUAAUCACAAUCUCUAUUUUACACGAUAUGGAAAUAAAUUAUCAGCUUGUGAUAGAUAAA